Messenger RNA from Ostreococcus lucimarinus CCE9901, 515 nucleotides. RefSeq lists its product with no specific name. The record is from RefSeq and is a predicted model, not a curated record. The transcript has 2 exons. Lineage: Eukaryota; Viridiplantae; Chlorophyta; Mamiellophyceae; Mamiellales; Bathycoccaceae. Bases 1 to 378 code for a protein of 125 amino acids.
AUGAUCGCCACCACGAACACCAUCGCGCGCCCGUGCGUCGCGCAGAGGACGACGGUUCGCAAGACGCGCGCGGUUCGCGUGCACGCGGGCAAGGGACCGAACGUCGAUCGCACGACUGGUUAUAUUGAGAGCGAUAACACGGGUAGUGGUAACAUCUUUGCGAUUGAGCCGCGCCAGUUGUACACGGAAUCGCCGACGAGCGACAAGUACGCCAAGCAAGGUUUGGGCGGUAUCGGCGGCGUCAUCGUCGCGGUCGGUGUGCUCGGAGCGGUGGCGUUCGCGACGAAGGGUUUGGCCGGCUUCGAAGAAGCGAACAAUGAGUUCGCAAACUACAACGGACCGAGUGUUUCCGCGCUCGAGCAACAGUUUGAGCGUUGAGCGACUCGAAUCCUCCGCGCCGAGCGGUGGCGCGAUUCCAAAAUCAACGCCGCUCGCGCGCUUCUCUCAAAUAGCCCGCGCUCGUCGAUGCGAUCGCCGUAAAUGAUUGUUUGUGAUCGAUGUAUAUGUUUUGCCAC